CCCCCCACGGUCGAAAGAAGACAAUGGAGAAGGCAGUCAAAAUUCUGGUGGGCCAUGUCCAAUGGGAAUAAGAAAGAAAUCAUUGAAAUUCAUGGAGUGUGGAAAGAGAGAGGAUAAACAAUUUAAAAUUAUGGAGUGUGGAAAGAGCUUCACUGACAGUGGAACACUUAGAAAACAUCAACGGACUCACACUGGGGAGAAACCAUUUAAAUGCAUGGAGUGUGGAAAAAGCUUUGGUUGGAGUUCAAGCCUUCGUAUACAUAAACACACACACACAGGGGAGAAACCAUAUGAAUGUAUGGCGUGUGGAAAGAGUUUCAGUCAGAUUGGACACCUUAGAAACCAUCAACGAACCCACACAGGGGAAAAACCAUAUCAAUGUAGGGAGUGUGGAAAGAGCUUCACUGAUAGUGGAACAUUUAGAAAACAUCAACAAACUCACACAGGGGAGAAACCAUUUAUAUGCAUGGAAUGUGGGAAGAGCUUCACUCAGAGUGGACACCUUAGAAUUCAUCAACGGACUCACACGGGGGAGAAACCAUUUAAAUGCGUGGAAUGUGGGAAGAGCUUUAUUGACAGUGGAACACUUCGAAAACAUCAACGGACUCACACGGGGGAGAAACCAUUUAACUGUAUGGAAUGUGGAAAGAGCUUCACUGUCAGUGGAACACUUAGAAAACAUCAACAGACUCACACUGGGGAGAAACCAUUUAAAUGCAUGGAAUGUGGAAAGAGCUUUACUGAUAGUAGAACACUUAGAAUUCAUCAACGGACUCACACAGGGGAAAAACCAUUUGAAUGUAUGGAGUGUGGAAAGAGCUUCACUUACAGUGGAUCACUAAGAAAACACCAACGGACUCACACGGGGGAGAAGCCAUUUAAAUGCAUGGAGUGCGGAAAGAGCUUCAUCGACAGUGGAACACUUAGAAUUCAUCAACGGACUCACACAGGGGAAAAACCAUUUAAAUGCAUGGAAUGUGGGAAGAGCUUCACUCGGAGUGGAUACCUGAAUUCACAUAAUCAAACUCACAUAGGGGAAAAACCAUUUAAAUGCAAGGACUGUGGAAAGAACUUCACUGAUAGUGGAACAUUUAGAAGACAUAAAGCAACUCACACAGGUGAUAAACCAUUUACAUGCAUGGAAUGUGGGAAGCGCUUCAGACAGAGUGGAAGCCUUAGAAUCCAUGAACGGGUUCACACAGGGGAGAAACCAUUUAACUGUAUGGAGUGUGGAAAGAGCUUCAAUUAUAGUCGUGAACUAAUAAGACAUCAAUGGACUCACACAGGGGAGAAACCAUUUAAAUGCAUGGAAUGUGGAAAGAGCUUUAUUGAUAGUAGAACACUUAGAAUCCAUCAUCAAACUCACACAGGGGAAAAACUAUUUGAAUGUAUGGAGUGUGGAAAGAGAUUCAGUGUAAGUGAAACACUUAGAAUCCAUCAAUGGACUCACACAGGGGAUAAACCAUUUAAAUGCAUGGAGUGUGGAAAGAGCUUCAGUUGGAGUGGAUCACUAGGAAAACACCAACGGACACACACGGGGGAGAAACCCUUUAAAUGCAUGGAGUGUGGAAAGUGCUUCAUUGAGGGUGGAAAACUUAGAAGACAUCAACGGAGUCACACAGGAGAGAAACCAUUUAAAUGCAUGGAAUGUGGAAAGUGCUUUAGUCGUGGUGGAGACCUGAAUUUUCAUCAUCAGACUCACACAGGAGAGAAACCAUUUAAAUGCAUGGAGUGUGGAAAGAGCUUCAGUCGCAGUGGACAGCUUAGAAUUCAUCAACGGACUCACACAGGGGAGAAACCAUUUAAAUGCAUGGACUGUGGAAAGAGCUUCACUACUAGUCGAAACCUUAGAAUUCAUCAAUGGACUCACACAGGGGAGAAACCAUUUAAAUGCAUGGACUGUGGAAGGAGCUUCACUACUAGUCGAAACCUUAUAAUUCAUCAAUGGACUCACACAGGAGAGAAACCAUUUAAAUGCAUGGAGUGUGGAAAGAGCUUCAGUCAGAAUGGAGACCUUAGAAACCAUCAACGGACUCACACAGGAGAGAAACCAUUUAAAUGUAUGGAGUGUGGAAAGAGCUUCACUUGGUGUAGAACACUUAGAAUUCAUAAACUGAGUCACACAGGAGAGAAAUCAUUUAAAUGCAUUGAGUGUGGAAAGAGCUUCAGUGAGAGUGGAAACCUUAGAAACCAUCAACGGACUCACACAGGAGAGAAACCAUUUAAAUGCAUGGAAUGUGGAACAUGCUUCAGUAUGAGUGGACACCUUAGAAAGCAUCAACGGACUCACACAGGAGAGAAACCAUUUGAAUGUAUGGAGUGUGGAAAGAGCUUCAGCCAGAGUGGAAACCUUAGAAAACAUCAACGGACUCACACGGGAGAGAAACCAUUAAAAUGCAUAGAGUGUGGAAAGAGCUUCAGUCAGAGUGGAGAGCUUAGAAUUCAUCAACGGACUCACACAGGGGAGAAACCAUUUAAAUGCAUGGAGUGUGGAAAGAGCUUCAGUGAGAGUGGAAACCUUAGAAACCAUCAACGGACUCACACAGGAGAGAAACCAUUUAAAUGCAUGGAGUGCGGAAAGAGAUUCAGUCAGAGUGGAACACUAAGAAGACAUCGACGGACUCACACAGGGGAGAAACCAUUUAAAUGCAUGGAGUGUGGAAAGAGCUUCAGUGAGAGUGGAAACCUUAGAAACCAUCAACGGACUCACACAGGAGAGAAACCAUUUAAAUGCAUGGAAUGUGGAACAUGCUUCAGUAGGAGUGACAAGCUGAAUUUACAUAAUCAAACUCACACAGGGGAAAAACCCUUUGAAUGUAUACUGUGUGGAAAGAGCUUCAGUCGGAGUGGAACACUUAGAAUUCAUCAACGGAGUCACACAGGGGAGAAACCAUUUAAAUGCAUGGAGUGUGGAAAGAGCUUCAGUGAGAGUGGAAACCUGAAACCUUAGAAACCAUCAACGGACUCACACAGGAGAGAAACCAUUUAAAUGCAUGGAAUGUGGAACAUGCUUCAGUAGGAGUGACAAGCUGAAUUUACAUAAUCAAACUCACAC
Messenger RNA from Zootoca vivipara (common lizard), 3055 nucleotides. RefSeq lists its product as uncharacterized. The record is from RefSeq and is a predicted model, not a curated record. NCBI's taxonomy places the organism in Eukaryota, Metazoa, Chordata, Lepidosauria, Squamata, Lacertidae. Gene Ontology annotation, cellular component: nucleus. Gene Ontology annotation, biological process: regulation of gene expression.